Molecule: messenger RNA, 1429 nt
Organism: Phytophthora infestans T30-4
Lineage: Eukaryota; Oomycota; Peronosporomycetes; Peronosporales; Peronosporaceae
Exons: 5
Coding region: 1-1017 (338 amino acids)
Source: RefSeq, a predicted model, not a curated record
AUGAAGACGCGGGUGUUAGUGCUCGGUGGAACGAGCUACGUGGCGCAGUUCGUACUGCAGCGCUUGCAGCAGUACGCAACACUUCGAGUGGUGGAUGAGGAUACAGUGAAGGAGGUUGAGGCUGUGGCGUGCACUACUCGCAGCCAGCCAUUUGCACCCCUCCCAGCAGGGUUCAUCACGGCGAACUCUGAUUCCUUUUCCGAGUCGAAGCAAACUGUGACUGUUUACUGGCAAGUAGACUUGAUGGAUCUAGAAGCGUUAAAUAAAUGCAUCGACGACUUCCGUCCGACGGUGGUUAUCAAUUGCACGGCGAUUUCGUCGCCUGCAGUUUGUCAGAAGGAACCUGAGAGGGCAAGCGCACCUCGAGGUUUGGUGGCCUUGUUGGACGAGCUGCCAUGGCCCAUUAGAUUUGUGCAUUUGUCGACGGAUUUUGUCUACGAAGGAACUAAACCCCAGGGAACGAGCUACAAAGAAGACGAUGCAGUCUCAUCGCCGGACCUGUCGGUGUAUGGAGUGGGCAAGCUGCGCUUUGAUCAUUUCCUGCAAAAUCGCCCUAACUCAACAAACUUGCAAGCUCUAAUUCUUCGCAUUGCCAACGUCGUUGGACCGACAGCUCCGCUGUUUCCCGACAGAAGUGCACCGAAGUUCAUGGAAUGGCUUCACCACCAAUUAUUCCAGCUCGAGACUGCUACACCACUGAAACUCUGGAGUGACGAGUUCCGUUCGUACCUCUACGUCUUCGACUUGGUCGAUCUAUUGAUUGAGCUGCUAACGAUCAAUUUAAAAGAACACACUACUCUUGUCAACGUCGGAGGCAUUGAUGCACUCUCGCGCGUGGAACUUGCAAACAAACACAUUGCGCCGACAUCACGAGCUCAAGUUGACUUGGGGUACCCAUCCCCGCUCAACACGAAGCUCAACACUUUGCGUCUGGCAAAUUUGUUGCCACACUUUAUUUGGACACCGACCGAAAAAUUUCUACACGAGAUCAGUUGCAGAUUUUUCAUUAAAGAAUAAUGCGUUUUUUAAUCAGAUUUUUUUGCAGUUUGUUAACUUGGGAUAAGAAAAAAAUGGGCAAGAGCGAUGAUCGUCAACUUACACAACAAAGCGCGCCCCCUUCGCGUGUAUGAAAGAAACAACUCUCUCCAGUUACUGGAUCUCCAUCAAGUUGCCCAUGCUCUUGCGACCUUCCUCGAAGGCUUGCACAAUAGGAUCUUCCCCACGACUGCCGGAGAAGACAAAGUCUGCGUCGCACAGAGCGAUGGAGUGGCACGCUUGGCUUGGACUUUUUCCUUCGCGCAUGAGCGACACCAACUCGUCGAACUUGGAAGAAAGCGCAUCGCAACGAGCACGCGGAGGCAGCACCGUGCACAUGGUCUCCAGUGUCAUCUUGGCCUCCCUUAGGGCCUUGUCAUUGUUCUUGGCGUAC